UUCGGAUUUGUUUUUAUUUUAUUUGAUUGUAUUUUUUUGGUGGGAGGAAGGGGAAGAUGAGGGUGGUGAAAGUCAAUUGCCUACCUUUGCCUCGUUUUCCAUGUCCCGCCAGUAGUCUCCCCGAUUCGGCAGCCAUUUAGCUAACACUACUGCCGGUGAGGUGGCGUGUCACCGUUCAUAUGCAAGAGAAAAAGGGGUUAAAAAUGACCGCGGUGGCGGCGAGGACGACGUCUACCACCUCGGGGACAUGUCGCAACGACACACGGGUUCUAGUUGGGUGACUGGGCCAGGUCUGUCACGCCGGGAUUUGGACUCCAAAUCUACGCCAGGCUCAGUCUGAAGCGUCGGUGCGACUUGGGAAAAGUGUAAACGCCAUCCUAGGAAUGAGACCACCAUUCAGAAUCAAGAAAAGGAAGAGAAGGAGGACUGAGGUGCAAGAUAAAUCCCAAAUGGGUUAAGUAAGGAUGGUUGUUAAUUGGUAUUUGUCAGAAUUAGGCAUAAAAUCUGUUGAUUUAAAGCUUAGGUGGCUUUUUCAAGUAUUUCUAACAUACUUUAAGGGAUUUUUUUGUCGGCCCAAUAGAGGACUUCAAGUAGCAGCCAUGGCGAGAUGGUUCAAGGAGUUCCCCAUCAACCUGAAGAACGGUACCAAAACGUCCGCCUUCAAGACGAGUCAAAGCAAAAACUCCUCUGUGGACGGCGGCGGAUUAGUUGGCACCAUGCUCCUACCCGGACGGAACCGCAAGAAUUCGCCCAGGGAGCUUAGCAGGGGACAGAAAGAUGGCAAAGUGUGGGAGGGUCUCACCCUGGCCGGUAAAGGCCACAAGAAUUCCGGAACAGAACUGGCGGUGGUGUCGGAGGAGGUCAGGAACGGGAAGAGCACCCCAAGUUGCGCUUACAUCAGCAGAAUGAUCCGUGUGGACACGCUGGACAAGAGCCCCAACUUUGACCCCGGUACCGUCACCGGUCACCAAGCGGUGCCAGAUGCAGACAAACAAGACGAGCAGUGCAAAAUGGACUCGGUAACGAUCCUGGAGGACUACGCGGACCCCUUCGAUGCCCACCAGACGAGACAGCAACGGGAAUCGGAGCGAGCGGGCGACAAUGACGGCUACAUGGAGCCUUAUGAUGCCCAGCAGAUGAUCACUGAAAUCAGACGCCGGGGAUCCAAAGACCUCCUGCGAGUGCAAAUGGAAGUGGGUGAGAUCCUAAUGGAGGGGGGUCAGCCUGAGGGAGGUGGAGAAGGCGAAGCAGCUCACUUAGACAGCUCCGAGGGGCCUCCCAAAAACGAUUCCCCCCGGAAGCAAACGCAGCAUCGUCAGCACAAGAGGCAGAAAAGCUGGACGCAGAAAAUCCUGAGGCCCUCAACGCAGACCCCGUCGUCCUGCUCGAGUACCGGAAGCACCCCAGAAACUCUCACCUGCUCUGUCGACCCCACACGACCCCUGGAGAAACAGAGCUGGUACCAUGGUUGUGUGACCCGUCAGGAAGCCGAGCUUCACCUGCUGACCUGCAAAGAGGCCAGCUUCCUGGUCCGAAACAGCGAAACGGACAGCACCAAAUACUCCAUCGCCCUCAAAACAAGUCAAGGCUGCGUCCACAUCAUGGUGGCGCAGACCAAAGAGAACGGCUUCACUCUGGAGCAGAACAGCUGCGUGUUCCCCAGCAUCCCGGAGGUGGUGCACCACUACCGCACCUGCCAGCUGCCUUUCGACGGUGCCGAGCACAUGACCCUGAUGCACCCCGUGCCUCGCAGCCUUUAGCCCACCCGCCAACGUCACCCACAUCCCACCCGCUCAGGUCUACGACAUCACCUCGGGGCCUUUACGGACCUAAAGCGCCCAUCCAAAAUGUGUGUAUUUAAGUAAAAUUAAAUAAUAAAAUGACAUUUUCAUUCCAAAAAUGUCCUUUGAUUCACACAAAAUGCUGCUUUUUGACAGCCAGAGUUGAGUGUUGCAAGUUCAACUGACUCUCUGCUUUCCUCUGGUGGCCAUGCUUCAUUACUACACCACCUUUCCCAACAACAAAGAACUGUUUGUGCAGUUACCGCAGGAAAAAAAAGAAAGAAAGAAAGAAAAGAAGCCAUGGAAUACAACGUCCGUUAUACUGCUUAGAGAUAAGAUAACACAGGGCAGCGAUUUGACGAUGGCUCGGAGCACUAAGAAUCAUAAAAGGACUGGGUCUAGGUCACCUCUAGUUCAAUAAACGCUCAAACAAUCUAACUUGAUUCAAAAUAUACUUAACAAAUAUAUAUUUAAUUGAAAUUCUUUUCUGUAGUGGGGCCUUUCGAGAUGUGGCCCUGCUGUGAAUUAGAACGCAGCUCUUAAUGCUGUUUUCUGCCCAAAUUUUAUUUUUUCAUAAAAAAAAAAAAAACAAAACAAGGACAUUUUAACAAAUAAUAAAAAAAAAAAAAAUCAAUAUGAUUUUGCAUUUUUUGUUUGUUUGUUCCACUACUGAAACGGUUAAUAGAAGGAAUUUUGCACCUUUAAAAAACAUCCCCCGAUGUGAUGAGUUACAUACAGCGGCUAUAAAAAAAAAUAAUAAUAAUAAUAAAACAAAUCUACACACCCAUGUUCGAAUGCUCGGUUUUUGUGGUAUUAAAAAAUAACUUUUUCCACCAUUAAUGUACAACCCCAAUUCCAAUGAAGUUGGGACGUGUU
Phycodurus eques (leafy seadragon) is the source of this 2657-nucleotide messenger RNA. RefSeq names its product SH2 domain-containing adapter protein E-like. The record is from RefSeq and is a predicted model, not a curated record. Lineage: Eukaryota; Metazoa; Chordata; Actinopteri; Syngnathiformes; Syngnathidae. Gene Ontology annotation, molecular function: phosphotyrosine residue binding. The transcript has 7 exons. Bases 465 to 1760 code for a protein of 431 amino acids.